CUUGUAAUGGCGACCGUGCCGUAGAUGUGCCUAGGUUAGUGAAAAUGAAGCGAAGAAGAAGUUAUUUCUUUUAAGUAAAACGCCGAGGUUCCCCGGAGGAGGACUUUGCGUCUAUAACGGUCAUCUUCAUAAGUGGUAAACUUAGCUGUACUUUUGAACUUUUGCGCCCCCGAAAUGAUGAAGCUCAAGUCAAACCAAACCCGGACGUACGACGGGGAUGGCUACAAGAAGCGGGCCGCCUGUCUGUGCUUCAGGAGUGAGACCGAGGAGGAGGUGUUGUUGGUGAGCAGUAGUCGACAUCCUGAUAAGUGGAUAGUUCCUGGAGGGGGGAUGGAGCCUGAGGAGGAGCCCAAUGUUGCUGCAGCUCGAGAAGUGUGUGAAGAGGCCGGUGUGAAGGGGACUUUAGGUCGCUUAGUUGGAGUAUUUGAGAACCAGGAGAGGAAACACAGAACAUAUGUGUAUGUUCUUAUCGUAACAGAGGUGCUGGAGGACUGGGAGGACUCGGUCAACAUUGGGAGAAAAAGGGAAUGGUUUAAAAUAGACGAUGCCAUACAAGUGUUGCAGUGUCACAAGCCUGUGCAAGCCACCUACUUCGAGGCUCUCCAGGAGAGUUGCCUGACCAGUAACGGAACACCAUUGGUGGCCACGAUAGGUGGGGACCUCUCCCCUACCUACAGCAUCAAUCAGAGCUCCGUCUCGGGUAUCAGAUAACUAAAACCAUAACUCUGACACCCCCAGGAGCUUUCGCCACCACUUGCGCUCUUACUUGUGUCAUUUCUCUUCUCUUCUCUUCUCUUCUCUUCUCUUCUCUUCUCUUCUCUUCUCUUCUCUUUCUCCUUCUCGCUCUUCUUUCUCUUUUUUUGUCUCAAUUACAUGGUUUGCCUUGCCAACUCCUUUGUGCCAGAACCGUGGCACAGACUUGAUGACAAGUGUUGGGUGAAUAGUCUGAAACACUUUGUAAAUGUAAAUGUAAUUUUUGACCCCUCUUUUUUUCUUUUUACUGACAACUGCAUGAAGUGUCCCCUCGUCCCCUCAUUCCCCUUCCUAAACGCGCCCUUAGCGUGGUGUUUAUUGAAUGCAAGAACUACUUUUUACUGUUGUAAUGUAAAAGUGUAUACUUAGUGCUUAAGCUGAAGGCUUUUGGUGGUCUUUUUAACGUUUCCUCCAUUUUUUUUGUUUAUUUUUCUGUGAAUGAAUGUGCCCAUUAGUGUACUCCCUUCCCUGUUGUAAGGAUAGGAAAUAUUGUCUGUAUCUGAAUGAACACAAUUGUUGGAAGUGACUUGUCUUGCAUGAGCACUGUUAUGUUGUGUCUCACUCACUCGAGUGACCUGAUGCUGACUGUGCAACAGACAUUUGGUAAGGUCUUUGGCUUUUCUUCAUUUUUCUCCUUACUGUAGUUGUUGAUGUCUUUUUAAUCAGAAGGAUACGGCCCCUAAGUAGUCUUUCAAUUUCAGUAGUCUUUCAAUUUCAAGUGUCAACUGUGUUUCUCUUAUUUGGGAAGCUAGCCAAGCACUACAGGUUUCACUCUCAGACAAAGCAAAUACAGAAUACUGUACAGAGAGUGAAAGAAUGUCAACAUACAAUGUAAAAUGAACCACCUUUUCCUCAGUGUCUUUACCUCCUUUUAAUCCCUCUUUGUUUUCUUUUCUUUUUUUUUUUUUAAACUGCUUUCUUGUGACUGACUACAAAGUCUUCCUCCACAUACUGAGAGGGUAGAAGUAGUAGACUUCAGAAUCAUGCAUUUGUAAUUUCAAAAUGCAGCACAUAUCACUUAAGUUAUUAAAACCCAUUUCCAUAUUUUACUCCUCACAUUCAGUUUGGUUAAAAGCAAUUGUUUACAUUGUGUUCGUAAUAUAGCACAGGUGACUUUAGCGGGCACUUUUCAUUAUGGUCAUGAUCUUUUUUUUUUUUUUUUUUUAACCCUUCGUUCUUUAGUAUUUAAUCUGCAUCCCCAAAAACACUCAGAACACCUGCUUGACAUUGAAAGUAAUGGAUCUAUAAUGCUGUCUUUGGCAAGAUGCAGAACAAACAAGCCUUGUACAGUUUGAGACCUCGUUUUUAACAUGUAAAAUGCUUUUGGAUACUAGUUUUAUUUUCUUUUUUUUGUUUGUUUUAUUUUUCUUUCUCUCUCUAACGUCUGGCAAAAGUCUCUUUAGCUGAGCUGCGUCACUUGGCCUCGAUGUGGCGUGAGGCAGCUGGCUCAAUACUGUGAAACUGGAGGCGCUGUAGAUAGCAUGUAAGAGGUUUUUAUUGUAAAUUGUUUAUUUCUGUAUAGAUCAAAGGUGAGAGUACAAAUGACAAAACACCUCUUACACAUCUGUGAGUGCUACAUGUCAUUUCAACUAAGGCUGGAAUAACUGAUUGAACUUGUCGCGCUGGCUUUGAAGCUGUUGGGAAUUUUUCUCCUGAGAUAGAAUACAGUACAUCUGAGGCUAAAGAACAAGGAAUGUGGCCGUGGUUGUGGGUGAGGUUAAAGAGCCUAUUUAUAAUAGAAUAUCCUUAAAUCCUUUUUUUGUUUUUUUGUUUUUUUUAGACCAAAACUAAUUUGUAGCGGUAAGGGACUCCUGUUUUUUUUUCAUCUAUGGUGAAACUGUAAAGUGAAGUACAACUGUAAUCUGAGUUUCUAAACCACUACUUUGUUAAGAAAUUAGCAAGCCUGGAAUCUUUUCAAGCUAGCAGCCGUGCCACUUGCUCUAGUCAGCGCGGUUUCCCAUGGAGGGUUUCUUACAGCGGUCCGUUCCAGAAGCUCGGAAAUAUUACUGAGUGCUUUGGCUGUAUUUAAACUUGUAAUAACUUUUAGGUGCGUUGGGAAAAAGCUGCCAGCAUAAAACUGGCAACUGUUUUUAAUUUAAAAAGGGCUCAUAUGUUUGCAAAAUGUUGCCUAGUUCCGCCAAUACCAAUAUUCGCAUUUCUGUCUGCGUCCACCAGAUGAGUUUAAGGCAACGUUGUGCUCUCUUUUUAGUUCUCCUCCAGCUCUUGAGGGAAAUUUCUGCUUGUUUCGUCUGUCUUAAUGCUUAACUAGCAUCAAAUUUCAUAGCUGAUGAAAAUACCUUCCUGCCAUGGCUGCAAACUACGCUACAAGCGCAGCGAGAGUGAGACGUAGCUAGAGAUCCAAAACAAGGAGCUAAAAGAUGCUAAAUACUGCAUACUCAAAAGAAAAACCUCUUUUGCUUACAAGAAAUCAUGUAAACCAUGAUUAUAGCCACUGUGUACACCUAAAUUAGUAAAUUCUUUACUUGAUUGAUUAAAUUGAAUUAAAUUUUGAGCACCUCAUCUCUUGCACCUUUACUAAAGAUAAAUAGGAUUUGCCAUAUUAUGGGAGAGUUUAAGAUUUCAUACGAAUGAUUUCAGUUCGGUUACAUUGGUAAAGACUUCUGUGUAUUGUGGCUGGAAACUUUUUUUAAAUUCUUAGUUAAAAUUGAGAGUGUACUGUCGAAUGCAGCAGUGGUGACAUACCAAUCUAUAAAUAUACACAGAAAACUCCCUCAUCAUGGUUCACAAACUGAUAAGAAACCCUUGAUGGGAACUGACGCUGAGAACUGAAUGCUAGUGGAACAGAGUUUCUCUGGAAGGAGGAGGACGGUUUCUUUCGGUGACAGCAGUGGUCGUGGAGUAGUGGUGACUUGCUUCUUUUCUCCCAUUUAUAUUUUUUACGCUGGGCAUCAGUGUCCCAGCAAAUCCAGCUUUAGACAAAAGCUCCUGAUGUUGGUCUGUGAUAAUGAAACAUUUUCUGGAUGCCAGUAUGGGUGAGCACACAGUCUAAAGUCUCCUCCAGUUACAGACUUUGAACUGGUUUUACUGCUGUGUAUCAAGAAGGUGCGGCAGCCAAAGUCUGUCUUUACGAUGCCCGAACUGGCACUUGACAUGAGAUUUUGUGUUGAUUAGACCUUUCUGUCUUCAUCUAAAGGUGCAAUUAAAUGUUAAUGGGAUGAACCUGUACAUUGCGGACUAGCAAAAAAAAAAGAAAAACCCCAGAGUAAUUGGCGAUGAUUGAAUUUGCUCUCUGUAGUUUGAUGUGGGUGGCAGGUACUGUCAAAAUGAAUGUGAGGAGGUUUUCCACAAGUAACAGCCAGUGACUUAAUUAUUGAUGACCACUUGUUCUUUAUCCAUAUUUUUUUUCUGUUUGUUCUUUAAUCUGUUGUGUUAUUGACAAGCUAAUGUCUUGUAUAUAGCUAACACAGCACCCUUACAGCCAGAGGACGCACUUUGGCUUUGGUCAAUAAGAAUUCGUCUCCUUUCUAAAAAAAACAAACAAACAAAAAACCCCUUCUUACUAAAAUUCAGGCAGUUCCUGUCAUAGAGUUUAGGCUAAAGUACAGGAGCAAAUUUAUGAAGUAACUGUUUCCACAUAAUGACACUGGAGUUCAUGUGGAGUUAACACUUCUUCCUGGACAGUUUUUACGAAUGAAAUUGGCUCUUUUUGUUUGACAUUGAAGCUUUUUUUUUUUAAAUUUGGGCAAAGCGGGAUGUGUUCUUAAAACAACUGGAGCUUCAAAGAAAGUCACUUCUUCAAUUUACCAAAGUUGAUUGUGUCAGUUAGCUGGCCCCAUCUUGUGGCCAAAGCAAAAGAAUCAAAAGCACAUCACUUAGCAGCUGAGGAUUGUAACAUUCAGUUUUGUUUAGCGUGAUGUUCAAACUAUUUUAUCAGCCAAAUGACAGAAAAAAUAAAAUAAAAUACACAUCGAUUUAAAAAGACAGUCCCCUCUCUCAAAAAAAAAAACAUUACAAUUGAAUAACAAACUAAAUGUGUGUACUUCUAGCCGUUGACCUCAGCCUUGAAGUUACAUCCUUGUUGUAAUUGUGUUCUCCAAGGUAAAUGUGUCACUGGAAUAUUCUUCCUCCUCUCUUUUGUCAUUUGGGACUGUGGAAUAAAACCAGUGCGAGAAGACUGAAGAUUGUAAUAUAAAUGUGCCAACAAAUAAACACCAGUAUUUCACAUUCA
Stegastes partitus (bicolor damselfish) is the source of this 4942-nucleotide messenger RNA. It is a transcript of the gene nudt3b, whose product is annotated as nudix (nucleoside diphosphate linked moiety X)-type motif 3b. Bases 175 to 711 code for a protein of 178 amino acids. Gene Ontology annotation, molecular function: bis(5'-adenosyl)-hexaphosphatase activity; bis(5'-adenosyl)-pentaphosphatase activity; endopolyphosphatase activity. Gene Ontology annotation, cellular component: nucleus; cytoplasm. Gene Ontology annotation, biological process: diadenosine hexaphosphate catabolic process; adenosine 5'-(hexahydrogen pentaphosphate) catabolic process; diadenosine pentaphosphate catabolic process. The transcript has 5 exons. Lineage: Eukaryota; Metazoa; Chordata; Actinopteri; Pomacentridae. The record is from RefSeq and is a predicted model, not a curated record.